GUUCCUCGUAACACUGCAAAGUCGGAUUCUCCAGGUAGAAAAAAAAGGAAAAGGAAUAUCAGACAAUAUCAUAAUCUUACGAAUUGUACGGCGAAAUGGCAACUGCUCAGGCACAAGAACUAAGCUGGCAGUGUGAUAAAUCACUGGUAGAGUGUCUGAAUCAUCUGUUCACUUCCGGUAUAGCAUGUGACGUCACGUUCCUGGUUGGAAAGAACAAAUAUGGGAUUCCCGCGCAUAAAACUAUUCUCAUCAGCAGAAGUCCUGUAUUUUACGCCAUGUUUGAGGGAAAUAUCGCCGAAAAGGGCGCAAUAUCAAUUCCGGAUAUUGAACAAGAAGCGUUCACAAUAUUUUUGAGGUAUCUGUAUACAGACACAAUAGAACUGACCGUCAACACCGCAACCUCUGUCCUGUCUGCUGCUAGGAAAUACAUGGUGGACCGUCUUGUCACAAAGUGUGAAACCUUCCUGAGGAGAUCUCUAACCACCGAAAAUGUAUGCCUACUAUUGGAACAAUCCCAUAUUUAUACAGAGGAAAGCCUAAAGGAGGACUGUGUAAAUAUGAUUGCAAGAUCACAAGAAGAAGUGCUGAAGUCGACAAGUUUCGUUGACCUGUGUGGCGUCUGUGUGAAGAGUAUUACAGAGUCGGACGACUUAGCGGUUGAGGAGAGCGUGGUGUACGAGGCGGUGAUGCGGUGGUCAGAGGCAGAGUGUGGACGUCAGGGCCUGGAGGUGACGGAUACAAACAGACGGAAGAUUCUGGGUGACAUCCUCUAUACUGUUAGAUUUCCCCUCAUAGACGCCAAGUAUGUGUUACAUCAUGUCAUUACGAGAGAUGUCCUGACGGCAGAACAGAUACUGAGCGUCCUUAGAUUUCAGCGGGACAACAAAGCAUAUCCAUGCACAGAAUUCAGCGAGAACAAACGAAAAGUUCGAGAACCGGUAAAAGGAAUAUUCGAAUACAUAAACAGAUUUACGGAUACGAUAGAAAGUUCAUGGAAUUCAUGGAAUUAUGGUGAGAAUGAUUCCAUCUCGUUUGUCUCUACAGUUGACAUGUUCCUACAUGGACUGCAGCUUUAUGGGUCGUAUGAGAAUGAGCAGAAUGUUCUAAUAGGAGUCUACAGUCAGGGUGGUGAUACUCUGUAUAUGGAAAGGCACACAUUGUUAACAAAUGAGACACUGUGUAAUACAGAAUUCCAGCACAUCAUCGAAUUAACACGAGAUCAUACCUAUACUGUCGUCUUACACGAAGGAGUGGACACAACGGUGUAUGGAACGCAGGGAUGUAGCACGGUGAAAUGCCGUGAUGGACAAAUCCGAUUCAUGGCAAGUUCAUCUUUUCCACAUGGAAGCACAACUAUCGAUGACGGUCAAAUUCCAGGACUGUUGGUAUCUUUCUAAGUGUUAUUCCCCGACAACGGAGUAAAUUUAACCCCCCCAGGACAAUAACAGACGCAAGAUCGAUGCAGAUAACAAGAAAUAGCAUCAACAAAUCCAUGAUAUUGAUCAUGUUUCUCAUCACUCAUAAUAAAUCUCUUGCGAGAGGUGAAGGGAGAUAUUUAUUGGUUAUGUCCAUAACCAUAACACAUUAAAUGCCAAAGGAAUAGGCUGAAAUCUGGAACAGGUUGUACUCUUGGGCCUCAACUCAAAAAUGCUCGUUGAUUAUCAAAGGGCCAUAUAACUAUCAUAAAAUUCAACGCAACAUCUCCUUACGUUAUCAUCCUCAUAUACUGCCAUCAAACGUACCAGAUCUGAGAUGAUUUGCUAGGAAAUGGACUAAUUCUGGUCACAAUGUAUAAUGCAAAGAGGACUGUCGGAUGGACAGAUGCUGAUAACAAAAUUAUCGAGUUGCAAUUUUCUAAGACGUGCUCAAUACUUCCACAGUAAUCUAGAUCUAAUUUCUAUAUCAUUAAUGAACACUUAAAUAAGUUUUUCACAUGAAGUACAAAAUAAUUUCUUUUGUUUUGACUUAAUGAAACCAAUUGGAAUAAGUCUAAUAAUUAUGGGCAUUUAAUUGUAAUUCGGCGAUGGUUAAAGCCACUGCGGCGGCGGUUGUGUUGCUUGGUAGACAUCUAAAUAUAGACCAUGUGUAGGAAUUCCCAUGACGUCAUCAUUACGGUACCAUCCCGGUUAGGGUGGUGCUGCAGGGUGGUGCGGGUUGGUGGUAAUGAUAUAUACGAGACUGCACUGCGCCAAAACCCUUACUUUUGUACUACUCUUUUAGUUUAAACUUUGUUUUAUUCACAUAACAUAUGUAGUACAUAAUACAAACAUGAUUGAAACUAGUGUUGACAUACUUGUAAAAAAUCUGUUACCUUUCAUCGUAACCAACAUUAACAACUAUAGCUUAGGGAUAUUGGGUCCUCCUUAAAAGCGUCUUCAAGUGACAACAAACGUCGCCAGAGAAAACCUAUACAAAUACCAAAUAAAAUAUGCGAUAUAAGAUGUGUUGUUAAUAUGACUAUAAUACACAUUUAUACCAGAUUUCAAUUUGAUAUUUGAAAAUUUGACCGAGAUAUGAUGAAUUGAAUUCUAUGAUCUGCGGCGUGGCACGUGUGUAUAUUAACCUGUACAGUUAAGAAAACGUCGCCGGACAAUAUCUUUAAAAAUUCUUACUAAAGUAAGCGACAUCAGAGGAUAUGUUAAUAAUAAGACUUUUAUUGAUAUAUACACCAAAUUUUAGCUAGAUAUAUGAAAAAACGACCGAGAUAUGAUGAAUUGAAAUUGUACUAUCGGUGGCGUGGCACAAGUUUGCGAAUAGAACUCCGCAGAUCGUGAAGCGACUUCAGACUUUACCUCUGAAAUUAACCUAUAACGUAAUAUGUACAUAUGACUAUGAUACACCUAAGUACCAAACUUCAGGUCGAUAUUUGAAAAAAAUUACAAAGACAUGACGAAUUGAAU
Mizuhopecten yessoensis (Yesso scallop) is the source of this 2900-nucleotide messenger RNA. RefSeq names its product BTB/POZ domain-containing protein 6-like. The transcript has 3 exons. Gene Ontology annotation, cellular component: cytosol. Gene Ontology annotation, biological process: neurogenesis. Lineage: Eukaryota; Metazoa; Mollusca; Bivalvia; Pectinida; Pectinidae. The record is from RefSeq and is a predicted model, not a curated record. Gene Ontology annotation, molecular function: protein binding. The coding region runs from base 96 to 1397 and encodes 433 amino acids.